UCAUACAUCGUUAUGAAUCAUCCCCAACCCACACUAACGGCUAUCAGGCCAAGAAGAAGCAAUAGGGUCAAAAGGUUUUCACAAAGGCUAAUUUGGGAUCCUGGCCUACUUAACAAGUAGUUAAAAAAAGGACGAGGAGUUAGAAGAGCAGUUAUACAUAUUGUGAAGAAAUGUUUUCCUCUCAUCUCCUUUCUUAGAGUCUAAGCUUCUCAUGUCCCAUUCUUAUCUCUAUCCUUAUACUUAUUAUUUUAGUAUUUUUCAUUAUAAUUCAUUAGUUUCAAGUGUAAGAGUUACCAUUCUAGUGUACAAUCGUGUUCUAGAUCUUAUUAAUAUAUACAUUGACGAAUUGGGUUUGUUACAUUGAUGCUUUCAUCGAUCGUACUCCAAUGGUUUAGGGGAUACUAAAAAGUUUUAGUAGUGGUGACCCAAAAGGGUGGAUUCUUAGGGCGGAACAAUAUUCACCUACCUUGGCUUCUCAGAAAAGGACUGGCUACCUCUUGCUUCCUUCUAUCUCGAAGGUGCUGCUUUAGACUAGUUCCAAUGGUUAUAUCACAAUAAACAAUUUUUUGAUUGGAAGCAUUUUACCAAGAAAUUGGUAUUGCAUUUUUGGAAUGACUCUAAGUUGAUCCAUAACCACGUCAACAUUUCCCUUGAUCUAAUGCAGAAGUUGGACGAGAACUACUCUGCUAUGCUACGCAAACUCGACAAGGUCCAACAUGCAUUGUGCGCUGCUCCCCGUCAGUCGUUGCUGAUCCGAUGCUUCAAUAUGUGGACUCAUAGGAUGAUAAGAGGGAUUCUGACUUGCCUUUGAUGAAUCCGCUCUUAUUUUUGAAGAUCCAGUGACCUCAGAUUCAGACAUUUUUUAUGAGUGCUUUCAACCCUCGCUUCAGGCAAGUGAUGACCAAACGCAUACACAGGUUCUUUUAUCUACCCUUCCAUCUGAUUUGAACGAUGGAACCAUAGACGAGGUCUCAGGUUUCUACACCUGCAAGGUGUUUGAUGAAAUGUUUCACACAAUUUUCCAAGUUAAGUGUGAUUUUAGUAACCUUGUCAAGUUUGAUGAACAUUGCUCGCACUUCCUUGUAUGUUGUCAACUUGCAGUUGCGGUAUAGGUAUAUUUGCUUACCUAAGUGACUUCAAUCAUGCUAAACUUCCAUUAUCCUUGUAUCGAUUUCCACCUGAUCAAUUUGGAUUAGACUUUCCAUUUGAUCCUAGUUCUAGUUUGCUUACCACGUUUCUUGACGCUGCAAGAUAUUAUUCAAUUGUUGUUGUGGAUGAUUUCAAGGUGAUCACUAGUAUUUUAGUCCAUCAAAUCGAUACAAUGUCCAAUGAUCAAUGUAUUUUGAAUCAAUUUCCAUUUGAUCCCAGUGAGAAUCCGUUCAUUGUAACCCCUCAUGGGCUCCUCCAAGUUCCUGAAUUGCAACCUGAGACAUCUGUACUUACUCUCUUACUUGUGAAGCCUUACACAUUUCAGUUUUUUAGGUCAUUAUCCUACAAUUGUCGUACUGUCGGAAUAUGUCAUAGAGGCAUUAAACAGCACAACCUUUUGGUGAAUGCUCAUGCUCCUCCAGUUAAUUUAAGCUACUGGAAACAUGCUAAAGCUCUGGUUAAACAAGAACCAACUAUAUGGGAUCCAGGAAUAUGUUUAGAGAUCAUGGCUCUAACAGGUUUUAUAGAAAACGUGGAGGAACUACUAUUGCUGGGCUAUAGUGGCAAGCAUUUCUUAACUGUGUAUGCAAACUUUAUGAGUAGAGUGUGGGAUCCUAGACAACCAUGGUUCUUUAUCAAGACAAGGAUUUUGUGGCCUAUGGAAAACUUAGAGAACCUACAAGGAUUUUAUUAUCACAGUCAUGCCCAACGUGAAGUAAACUAUGUUGGCGCAAUGGACAGAGCUUGGUAUGACGCUCUUGAUUUUGCUCACGGGGAAAUUGCAGGUGCUUGUCAUCAAGUGCACUUCGCGCAUCUUGAAGUCAAUGUAACUACACCGAGAUUAUCGAUGCCUUUGUUGGCGAGAUUUCUUGACCUGAACCUUGAAGACAAGGUUCUUAUUAGGGACAGGAGUAUUGUUAUGAAUCAUCCCCAACCCACACUAGCAGUUAUUGGGCUAAGAAGAAAUAAUAAGGUCAAAAGGCUUUCAUAAAAGCUGAUUUGGGAUCUAGGCCCAUUUAGCAACUAGUUAAAAAAAGGACGAGGAGUUAGAAGAGCAGUUAUGCGUAUUGUGAUGCUUCGGCAAAGUCUACGUCUUUCAUCCCCUGUUCUCUGAGUCUAAUUCUCAUCUCCUUCUUCUUAUCAGUUCUUCUAUGUCAUUUCCAUUGCUAUUUCCUUGUAAUUUUGUUUAGUGAUUGCAGUACUACAACUUAGUUUCCUUGUGUGUGAAAUGGUUUUUCCCAGUUUGUUACAUACACUAUCCUAAUAUGCUUAUUGUUGGCAUACUGAAAUAUCUUAUGUUACUUCUUACAAAGAAAAUUUAAUUUGAUU
This is a messenger RNA of Lycium barbarum (goji berry), 2478 nucleotides long. RefSeq lists its product as uncharacterized. Gene Ontology annotation, biological process: signal transduction. Gene Ontology annotation, molecular function: protein serine/threonine kinase activity. The transcript has 3 exons. The record is from RefSeq and is a predicted model, not a curated record. Lineage: Eukaryota; Viridiplantae; Streptophyta; Magnoliopsida; Solanales; Solanaceae. Gene Ontology annotation, cellular component: cytoplasm. The coding region runs from base 1085 to 2140 and encodes 351 amino acids.